GCAGAGGCUCGCGGGAAGAAACUUGUGCCGCCGAAACUUUGACAAACACCGUCAAAUGUCUGUCACAUAGCGAACACUAUUCGAAAGUGUAUGUUGUUGGUGAACUCUUACCAUGUCUGACGAGGCUGAGGAAAGCGACAGCGGCGACAGAGCGCAUCUCUCCGAGUCUCCCUCCCCACCGCUGUCCGUCUGUCUUCCCCGAGGGUCUCCCUCCUCUCCACGGCCCCUGGACUUGUUCUCCUCCGCCUCUCGGCUCCUGGACGACACAGAUCCGCCUUACCUCGCCACUCCGGAGUGUCAUCGCCAUUCUCCGGAGCACCGGGAGCCCGGGGACUGUCCACAUUUUACGCCGCCAAAGUUCCGGCAGCGCGCCGGGGUUGCCGGUUCUCCGUUUCGUUCGCAGCAGGAUGUGCGGGUCGAUGCCGUGCUCGACUGUUACGAUGACCCGUUUCCCAAGUGGAGAGGACGAGGCGCAGCAACCGCUGAACGCGUUCAGCACCGCGGACAGAGACUCCACCGGGGCCCCGAGCUCGUGGACUACGGGAACCACUACACCGUGGAGCACAUAGACACCGAGUUCAAAUCCGACUCCCGGCAAACGGUGGAAGCCAUGCAUCGCCGGCACACCACACUGAGGGAGAAGGGGCGUCGCCAAGCAGUGCGAGGCCCUGCCUACAUGUUCAAUGAACGUGGCUCACCGCUCACUGCGGAGGAGGAGCGCUUCCUGGACGCUGCUGAAUACGGGAACAUUCCUGUGGUGCGUAAAAUGUUGGAGGAGUCCAAAACGCUGAACUUCAACUGUGUUGACUACAUGGGACAGAACGCCUUGCAGCUGGCGGUGGGCAACGAGCACCUGGAAGUCACUGAGCUGCUGCUGAAGAAGGAUGGCUUGGCAAGGAUCGGGGACGGCUUGCUUUUGGCUAUCUCCAAGGGUUACGUCCGAAUUGUUGAAGCCAUUCUCGCCCACCCCGCCUUCGGUGGAGGUCUCCGACUCACCUUGAGCCCUCUGGAGCAGGAGAUGCGCGAUGACGACUUUUACGCCUACGAUGAGGAUGGAACACGCUUUUCCCACGACAUCACGCCCGUCAUCCUGGCUGCUCACUGCCAGGAGUACGAGAUUGUCCACAUCCUUUUGACGAAGGGGGCGCGCAUAGAGAGGCCCCACGACUACUUCUGCAAGUGUUCGGAAUGUGUGGAGAAACAGAAGAAAGACUCGUUCAGUCACUCGCGCUCCAGGAUGAAUGCUUAUAAAGGUCUGGCCAGUGCAGCUUACCUGUCGCUCAGCAGCGAAGACCCUGUGCUGACUGCGCUUGAGCUCAGCAAUGAACUAGCGAGGCUGGCCAACAUCGAGACCGAAUUUAAGAAUGACUAUCGCAAGCUGUCCAUGCAGUGUAAGGACUUUGUGGUGGGUGUGCUGGACCUUUGUCGAAACACAGAGGAAGUGGAGGCCAUACUGAACGGUGAUGUGGACCUGUGCCCCCCGAGGCCCUACAACCGACCCUGCCUCAGCCGAAUCAAACUGGCCAUCAAGUACGAAGUCAAAAAGUUUGUUGCUCAUCCUAACUGUCAGCAGCAGCUGAUGACAAUCUGGUACGAGAACCUGCCCGGUCUGAGGCAACAGUCCGUCGGGGUGAAAUGCUGGACAGUGCUGGGAGUCACUGUGGGUUUGCCCUUCCUGGCCAUUGCCUACUGGAUCAUGCCAUGUAGCAAGAUCGGUCAGAUCCUGCGAAGCCCCUUCAUGAAGUUUGUGGCUCAUGCCGUCUCCUUCACCGUCUUCUUGGGUCUGCUGGUCGUCAACGCGUCCGACCGCUUCGAGGGCGUCAAGAACCUGCCCAACGAGACCAUCACAGACCAUCCACGACAGGUGUUCCGGGUCAAGACCACCCAGUUCUCCUGGACAGAGAUGUUGAUCAUGAAGUGGAUUUUGGGUAUGAUUUGGUCAGAGUGUAAGGAGAUCUGGAGUGAUGGCCCCAGGGAAUACGCCAUGCAUCUUUGGAACGUUCUGGAUUUCGGCAUGCUCUCCAUCUUCGUAGCGUCCUUCACGGCGCGCUUCAUGGCGUUCCUCAAGGCGACCAAAGCUCAGCAGUAUGUGGAUAUGCAUGUACCAGACGAUGACCUGAGCAAUGCCUCGCUACCUGACGAAGUCGCUUACUUCACUUAUGCCAGAAUCAAGUGGCGGCCGUCCGAUCCCCAAAUCAUCUCAGAAGGCCUGUACGCCAUUGCUGUUGUGCUGAGCUUCUCACGCAUUGCCUACAUCCUGCCAGCCAAUGAGAGCUUUGGCCCGCUGCAGAUCUCUCUGGGACGCACGGUCAAGGACAUCUUCAAGUUCAUGGUCAUCUUCAUCAUGGUGUUCGUGGCCUUCAUGAUCGGCAUGUUCAACCUGUACUCGUACUACCUAGGAGCCAAAUACAAUCCUGCCUUCACCACCGUGGAGGAGAGUUUUAAAACCCUCUUCUGGUCCAUCUUCGGCCUGUCGGAAGUCAUCUCAGUGGUGCUGAAGUACGACCAUAAGUUCAUCGAGAACAUCGGCUACGUGCUGUACGGGGUCUACAACGUCACCAUGGUGGUCGUCCUCCUCAACAUGCUCAUCGCCAUGAUCAACAGCUCGUACCAGGAGAUAGAGGAGGAUGCUGACGUGGAGUGGAAGUUUGCCCGAGCCAAGUUGUGGCUCUCUUACUUUGACGAGGGCCGUACGCUGCCCGCUCCCUUCAACCUGGUUCCCAGCCCAAAGUCCUUCUACUACCUGGUCCUCCGCAUUAAGUCCUGCCUGAUCCACCUCUGCAAAGGCAACGGUCAUCUUCGCAACAGCGAGCUGGAGAUGGGCAUGCUCAAUUCACAAGCAAGGCAGGACGAGUGCUUCAGGUCUUAUCCACGACCGGGAGACGAGUUCAUCCACAGGAAGUCUCAAAAACACCCAACCAGAUAUGAGAAGAUCAUGAAGCGCCUGAUUAAGCGUUAUGUGCUAAAGGCUCAAGUCGACAGGGAGAAUGAUGAAGUCAACGAAGGUGAACUGAAGGAGAUCAAGCAAGACAUUUCAAGCCUCCGUUACGAGCUCCUGGAGGAGAAGUCUCAGGCCGCCGAUGAACUGGCUCUGCUCAUCCAGCAACUCGGUGACAAGUUUGGCAAGAACACCAUGAGACACUGACAGUAUUCGCCAGUAGGCAGGAGAGUGGGAGAUGUGAGAGAGGGUGAAAUCACGACGAGGGCGGAAAAGCAGAGGGAGUUUUCAGGUUUGAAUGUGGAAGAGGAAGAGAGACGUCAGAGCCAGGGAAGCAAGUGGGAGAGUGAAAAAUUGCUAACACAAGGUAAAAUGCAUACGUUUGGAUAUGCAAUGACCAAUUAGGGAGGAAUUUAAAAACAGUGACUUCAAGUGAGCGUGAGGUGAAAGUGUCAGAGGUGAAGUGUGUGC
Molecule: messenger RNA, 3409 nt
Organism: Solea senegalensis (Senegalese sole)
Lineage: Eukaryota; Metazoa; Chordata; Actinopteri; Pleuronectiformes; Soleidae
Product: short transient receptor potential channel 7-like
Exons: 12
Coding region: 113-3145 (1010 amino acids)
Biological process (GO): calcium ion transmembrane transport; manganese ion transport; regulation of cytosolic calcium ion concentration
Cellular component (GO): cation channel complex; membrane
Molecular function (GO): inositol 1,4,5 trisphosphate binding; protein binding; store-operated calcium channel activity
Source: RefSeq, a predicted model, not a curated record